AUGGCGAACCCACGAUUCGAGACAGAGAUGUACACAGCGGACAAAUACGUGGAAAGCGCCGGCACCGUUCUAUUCAAACUCUCGACUCGCGAAGUCUGUAUCCUCCACCAGCUCUUCCGUGAGGAAUACAUCCUCCCCAAGGGCCGUCGCAACCUGAACGAGUCCCGCCAAGCCACUGCGAUUCGCGAAACCACCGAAAAGACCGGAAUAUCUUGCCGCUUGUUGCCUGUCAACUUGGUUUCACGCGUGCGCCCCACCGCCGAAAAUGAGGAUCUACCGGACAAGGCAGCACGCUUGUUCAAAGGUUCCUGUGAGCCCAUCAUGCUGCGCACGCGAUGUAUCCGGGAAGGUGAAAUUAAAUUGAUUUGGUGGUUCGUGGCUGCUGUUAAUGAGGGUGAGCCUAUUAGCUUCCUCGAGGAGUACAAACUCGAUGUGGAAUUCCACAGUUAUGAUACUGUUUUGAGGGAACUCACGUUCAAGGAUGAUCGCGAUCUGGUUGAGAAGGCAAUCAAGCUUGUUGAGUCCUCGGUCGAUAGCCAAUGA
This is a messenger RNA of Penicillium verhagenii, 543 nucleotides long. RefSeq names its product putative NUDIX domain. The transcript has a single exon. NCBI's taxonomy places the organism in Eukaryota, Fungi, Ascomycota, Eurotiomycetes, Eurotiales, Aspergillaceae. Bases 1 to 543 code for a protein of 180 amino acids. Gene Ontology annotation, molecular function: bis(5'-nucleosyl)-tetraphosphatase (asymmetrical) activity. The record is from RefSeq and is a predicted model, not a curated record. Gene Ontology annotation, biological process: AMP biosynthetic process; ATP biosynthetic process.